Messenger RNA from Cynocephalus volans (Philippine flying lemur), 2710 nucleotides. It is a transcript of the gene VAMP1, whose product is annotated as vesicle associated membrane protein 1. Bases 131 to 487 code for a protein of 118 amino acids. Gene Ontology annotation, cellular component: SNARE complex; plasma membrane. Gene Ontology annotation, biological process: vesicle-mediated transport; vesicle fusion; SNARE complex assembly. The transcript has 5 exons. Gene Ontology annotation, molecular function: syntaxin binding; SNAP receptor activity. NCBI's taxonomy places the organism in Eukaryota, Metazoa, Chordata, Mammalia, Dermoptera, Cynocephalidae. The record is from RefSeq and is a predicted model, not a curated record.
UCAGGGCUCCGGGUGGUCAACGAGAGGCGGGGCACGGUAGUUCCGUCCGCUUCAGCCGCAGCAUCCCCCGCUGGGUUCCUGGUCGCAGCCUCCGGAGGGGAGACGGGCCCCUACUGCCUCUGUCAGAAAAAUGUCUGCUCCAGCUCAGCCACCCACCGAAGGGACAGAAGGGACUGCCCCAGGUGGGGGUCCCCCCGGCCCUCCUCCUAACACGACCAGUAACAGACGACUACAGCAAACCCAGGCACAAGUGGAGGAGGUGGUGGACAUUAUGCGUGUGAAUGUGGACAAGGUCCUAGAGAGGGACCAGAAGCUGUCAGAGCUGGAUGACCGAGCUGAUGCCUUGCAGGCGGGAGCAUCACAAUUUGAGAGCAGUGCUGCCAAGCUAAAGAGGAAGUAUUGGUGGAAAAACUGCAAGAUGAUGAUCAUGCUGGGAGCUAUCUGUGCCAUCAUCGUGGUAGUUAUUGUAAUCUACUUUUUUACUUGAGAAUGUGCCACCCCUUCCCUGUUCUCUGUUGCCAUCCAAACUCAUGUCCUUCUCCUUCUGUUUGCUCUUUCAACAAACUUUCACAUCUGCCUUCCUCCAUCCCCGCCCAGGCUUCUCCAUCAUUCAUUCCUCCUUUUUUGUUGUGUUCAUUUGCACUAUCUCCCUCAACACUAGAAAUGCUGCUUGUGGCACAGUCUUGAUGUCACUAACUGAAGAGCGAUGGCUGGUGCCUCCUCCCUACCCACCUCCUUAUGUACUGUCAAGUUCCCCCCAAAAGAGUUGGAGGCCAGGGGAAGGGGCAGGGAGGUGGAUGAGGGGAAGUACCCAAGAAGCUGCCAAGAUUGGGGGAGAAGAAGGUGCCCAUGGCAGGAGGUAUCUGAACAGUCGGGAAAGUGGUGGCUCACUCAGCACUGUUCACAUGGAACUCAUCUCCUAUUCCAGGCCCAAAGAGGGUCCUGAGGGUCGGCCCAAAGUCCAACAUGGUCCUGGUGCAAUACUCUUUUGGAAAGUAAAACCUGUUUUUUGAAAUUAUCUCUAAUCUGUUAGUCCAAGAUUUUCUGUCUUUGUGGAUCUUAUAGCCUUUUAUAGCCUUUUACUUUGUUCUCGAUAAGUCUGGAGAACAAACACUUAUUGAUUGUGAAAAUAACUGGGACUCUCUUUUCCUUCCUAGAAAUAGUCCCAUAUGCUUCUAACUGGAAGGAGCUGUCUCUUCUUCACAUUUUCUGCAGCAUUCUGUAUUUUUCAUGAGGAUACCAAACAAUUUCAUUUAGCCAAAGUCUGGAAUUCUCAGUUGAUUAUAAUUGUUGGCAUAGAUAAAGAGAAAAUGCCUGUUAGUCAUAGAGAAACAGUGAGUCAAGGGCCUAACUUGAAAAUAACACACUCAGAGGAAGCCACUUGUCCUCUCAUUAAGGAGGGUCCCAUUCCUCCCUUCCUGUUCAUAAAGGAAUGUGAGGGUGUUAGAAGUGAGGAUUUUUGGACUCCCAUGGAAUCCUUUACUCCAAGCCCUCCUCAUCUCCCCCCCGCCCUUGUGUACUUGCCAAAAACAGGGGAUGAGGCAAGAGGUCCUUUCCAAGGCCUGGCUGAUCCUGUGGAGUUAGAGAAGUCCAGUAGAUCCACCAGCUCAGUCUUGGGGUGGAAGGGGUGCCAGUCUGUGACAGGUGUGCUUGUGUAUUGCUCUACUGUCAUGGGGCCUUCGCAUCUAGAGCCACCUCUCCGCUCUUUCUGCAGUGCAUUCCCCUUCUGACUCAUCCAUACCCAUCUGAAUCCUACUUUGCCUCCUUUCUUUUCUUCCUCUUGCAUGGUUUGUGCAUAUAGUGGUGGAACCUGAGGAUGGAGCUGCUCAGCCUAUCUCGAGGGGUGUUGCUGAGCCUCAGGAUAGGACGUAACAGGGAUAAACCCAGGUGUGAGGGGAGGAGAGCAGGCUGGAAACAGAAGGGGGAAUAGAAUACCCAUGCCCUUUAUUCCUUCUGUCCUUCAGUCCGUAAGCAGAAAGAGGCUGAGACCACGCUGGGCUGGGUCUGGAUACCCGCUUUCCAUGCAGCAGCAUUUCAUUGUGCAAAACCAUCCUUCCUUUCUUCCCCUUGCCUCUGUUUCCCAUAUUCCCUUCGUCCUGACUUAGGGCAGGACUGAAGAGCUGGAAGAAAGCAGUCAGUGUACCCUCCCAACGGUCCCCCUCGAAGGUCUCCACUCUCCUCUGGGCUCCUCCUUGCCUAAUGCAGGGGGUCACUGCUGGAGAAGAACCACCACUGUCCUCGAUGUGUCCCAAGCCUGAAGCAAAUCUGCCUUCUUGGCCCACCCAGCCCUAUCACGGUAGUUAUUUCCUGGGUUUCUCUCCCUCUGAGGCUCAUCAGAUGUAGUUGGCUUUGUUAUUUUGGGGGUGUUAGCCCUUCUACUUCCUUUCUCACCGUACCCUGUACCCUCUUCUGUGUCUCUGCUAUCCCUCUUCCCUCCCACCACCCAUGUGCAUGAGCAGAUAUGCAGCUAAACCCCUGGACUUCACAGUCAAACGAAGCCGAGCUUCCCACGUCCCCUUGUUCGGUUUGCCAUGAGAUGAUGUGGGGAUCCCACUGUGUGUCUGCCAUCACCUCUUUGUCUUUUUUCCUAACCCCAAUCUCAUACUUGUACAGAGUAGUAACAGUUGUGCUUCCACCAAAGGCAUGUGGCAUAUUUACCAAUUUCAUGUAUUCUGAACAAAGGCAAAAAAUACAAAUUCCUACCACUAAA